Molecule: messenger RNA, 8139 nt
Organism: Tympanuchus pallidicinctus (lesser prairie-chicken)
Lineage: Eukaryota; Metazoa; Chordata; Aves; Galliformes; Phasianidae
Gene: PCDH11X
Product: protocadherin 11 X-linked
Exons: 6
Coding region: 42-3779 (1245 amino acids)
Biological process (GO): homophilic cell-cell adhesion
Cellular component (GO): plasma membrane
Molecular function (GO): calcium ion binding
Source: RefSeq, a predicted model, not a curated record
CUACUGGUGUUCUGCAUGAACCUUCAUUAGUCAAUUUGGAAAUGGACUUGCUUUCUGGAACCUACCUCUUGGCAGUCUUAUUAGCCUGUAUUGUAUUUCAAUCUGGAGCACAGGAGAAGAACUACACAGUGCGGGAAGAACUGCCUGAAAAUGUCCUCAUUGGCAAUUUGCUCAAGGAUCUUAAUCUAACACUGAAUCCAGAUGUCCCCCUUUCCUCGCCACUACAGUUCAAGCUUGUGUAUAAGACUGGGGAUGUACCACUAGUACGAGUGGAAGAGAACACUGGUGAGAUAUUUACAACUGCAAACCGCAUAGACCGAGAGAAGCUGUGCUCUGGCAUCUUUAGUGAGAAUCGCUGCUUUUAUGAGGUGGAGGUUGCUGUUUUGCCUGAUGAAGUCUUCAGACUGGUCAAGAUCAGAUUCCUAAUAGAGGAUAUAAAUGACAAUGCCCCCCUCUUCCCAUCUACAGUUAUUAACAUCUCUAUCCCUGAAAACACAGCGAUUAAUUCCCGAUAUUCUGUUCCAUCUGCCAUUGAUCCAGACAUUGGUGUGAAUGGUAUUCAGCAUUAUGAACUACUUAAGCCCAAAACAGCUCCGAAAAGGACAUUUGGAUCAAUUACAAAUGAUCAGGGUCAGAAUGUAUUUGGUCUUGAUAUAAUUGAGACACCUGAGGGAGAUAAGUGGCCUCAACUGAUUGUCCAGCAGAUCCUGGAUAGAGAGCAGAAGGAUACCUAUGUGAUGAAAAUUAAAGUUGAAGAUGGUGGAAGUCCUCCAAGAUCUAGCACUGCAAUCCUGCAAGUCACAGUGACUGAUGUGAAUGAUAAUCGUCCAGUCUUUAAAGAGAAUGACAUUGAAGUUAGUAUUCCAGAAAAUGCUCCAGUUGGCACCUCUGUUUCUCAGCUCCAUGCCACUGAUGCAGACCUGGGCUCAAAUGCACAAAUCCACUUCUAUUUCAGCAAUCAGAUCUCCAGCUUGGCCAAAAAGCUGUUUGCCAUUGAUAAUGCCACUGGUCUCAUCACCAUAAGAGAGCCACUAGACAGGGAAGAAUCUCCAGUACACAAACUAACUGUUUUGGCAAGUGAUGGCAGUUCGACUCCAUCAAGAGCAACGGUGACUGUUAAUGUCACAGAUAUUAAUGACAAUGUCCCAUCAAUUGACACAAGGUACAUCAUCAAUCCAGUGAAUGGGACAGUGCUCUUGUCUGAGAAAGCUCCACUUAAUACAAAAAUUGCAUUGAUAACAGUAAUGGACAAGGACGCUGAUCUGAAUGGAAAAGUUACUUGUUUUACAGAUCAUGAUGUCCCUUUUAGACUAAAGCCAGUGUUUGAUAAUCAGUUUCUUCUGGAGACAGCUACAUUUCUAGAUUAUGAAUCCACACGGGAAUAUGCUAUUAAAAUAGUAGCUUCAGAUUCAGGUAAACCUCCCUUAAACCAAUCUGCAAUGCUCUUGAUCAAAAUUAAAGAUGAAAAUGACAAUGCCCCAGUUUUCACACAGCCUAUCAUAGGUCUUUCCAUCCCUGAAAACAAUGCUCCUGGUACUCAGCUAACCAAGAUAAGUGCUACAGAUGCCGACAGUGGGCGCAAUGCUGAGAUCAGCUAUAUUCUGGGUUCCGAUGCACCCCCUAUUUUCAAUCUUGACCGCCGCACAGGCAUUCUGACAGCAGUGAGAAAGCUGGAUAGAGAAAAACAAGACAGGUACUCCUUCACUGUACUGGCUAAGGAUAAUGGGAUGCCACCCUUGCAGACCAAUGCUACUGUGACAGUGUCAGUCCUGGACCAGAAUGAUAACAGCCCUGCUUUCACACACAAUGAAUAUAAUUUCUAUGUUCCAGAAAACUUACCCAUGUAUGGCACAGUAGGGCUUAUCACAGUAACAGAUGCUGAUUCUGGAGAGAAUGCUGCAGUCACUCUGUCUAUAUUAAAUGGUCGAGAUAAUUUCAUUAUCGAUCCCCUUACUGGUGUAAUAAGACCUAAUAUUACUUUUGAUAGAGAACAGCAGGGGUCAUACACUUUUCAGGUGAAAGCAGUGGAUGGAGGAAGACUGCAGCGUUCCUCAACGGCCAAAGUGACGAUCAAUGUUGUUGAUGUAAAUGACAACAGGCCUGUUUUUGUAAUUCCUUCAUCAAAUUAUUCAUAUGAGUUGGUUCCAACAUCAUCCAAUCCAGGUUCUGUUGUUACUAAAGUCUUUGCAGUUGAUAAUGACACAGGAAUGAAUGCAGAGCUCCGUUACAGCAUUAUAGGAGGGAAUUCAAGGGGCUUGUUUGCAAUUGACCAGUUAACAGGCAAUAUUACAUUGAAAGAGAAGGUAAUCACAUCAGAUCAUGGCUUGCACAGACUGGUGAUAAAAGUCAAUGACCUAGGACAGCCAGAGUCUCUUUAUACUAUAGCUCUUGUGCAUUUGUUUGUGAAUGAGACGGUCACCAAUAGUUCCUACAUACAAGAGCUAGUGCGCAGGAAUAUGGAAACUCCAGUUGGCCAGAACAUUGGGGAUGGUGAGAUAACCCCACAAACCAAUGAUUAUGUCAAGAUCAUAAUUGCGAUUAUUGCAGGCACAAUGACGGUUAUUCUGGUAAUUUUUGUUACUGCAUUAGUACGGUGCCGCCAGACUCCCAGGCACAAAGUUGUCCAGAAAAAUAAGCAGAGUGGUGAGUGGGUUUCCCCAAACCAAGAGAAUAGGCAGAUCAAGAAGAAGAAGAAGAAGAAGAAACGCUCUCCAAAAAGUCUUCUCCUCAAUUUUGUGACUAUUGAAGAAUCUAAGCCUGAUGAUCCUGGCCAUGAGCACAUAAAUGGCACUUUAGACAUUCCUGUGGAACUAGAAGAACAGACUAUGGGAAAAUAUAACUGGGCCACUACACCAACCACAUUUAAGCCUGAUAGCCCAGAUUUAGCAAAGCACUACAAGUCUGCUUCUCCACAGCCAACCUUUCAAAUUAAACCUGAGACUCCUGUACCCCCCAAGAAGCACCAUGUCAUUCAGGAACUGCCUCUGGAUAACACCUUUGUGGUGGGCUGUGAUUCACUCUCCAAGUGCUCAUCAAGCAGCUCGGAUCCUUACAGUGUUUCUGAAUGCAGCUGUCAAGGAGGCUUCAAGACCCCAGGCCCCAUUCACACCAGACAGCACACAAAAGAAAUGGGAAGGCCACAAACUCCUUUAAAAGAAUCAACGCUGGAGCCAUGGACUCAGCCACAGCCUCAGCGCCGUGUCACAUUUCACCUACCAGAUGGCUCCCAGGAAAGCUGCAGUGACAGUGGACUUGGAGACCAUGAGCCCAGCAGUGGUGCCAGCACAUCGCACCCGCUGCCCCUCGGCUUCCCUCAGGAGGAGUACUAUGAGCAAGCAUCACCCAACAGCCGGACAGAAGGAGACGGAAACUCAGACCCUGAGUCCACUAUUGAAGUAAAUCUCCAGAAAGCCUUGGCUGAGGCCUCUGAAACCUGCACGCAGGAGUGUCUCAUCCUGGGCCAUUCUGACAACUGCUGGAUGCCACCUUCUUUGACACAGUAUCAACAAUCCAACACACCUUUGCCAUCAUUUGGCUUCCAGCAAAGCUGGGGCCGAGGAGCCAGGUCUGACGGACGACACACUCUUGGGAGGCCCCUUCCAAAGGAUGACACUGACAAAGGCCAAGGUGGGCCCAGGCCCCAGUUCUACAACACCUGUGAAAGACAGUGCACCAGCGAAGAUCCUGUCAAAGUCAUCCCUCUGGCAAAUUUUGCCAUGUCCCACCAGGCAGCAGUGUCUGGGGGUAGCACUACGUUUAUCCAUGAGCACCAGCUAUAAAUGCAUAUCUGACAAAUCGGCUAUUUCAGGCUUUAAGGUGUUACUGUAUAUAGUCACAGCCUAACACUGUUCUUAGUGCAUAUACAAAUUUGUUAGGCUUGUGAAUAUUUAUGUAUAUAGAAUCCUAAAUUUAACUUGAAAAGCUAAAUCCUUAGGACUUAGUUAAAGAAAAUUCACCCCAAUUCUUAGUAAAAUAUAUAAAAUAGGGAAGAAAACUCAAAAUCCAGAGCCAAUCAAAAGAAAACCUUAAAAACCUGCUUAUUUUCUAAUAUGGGUCUAUAUGGUACAAAUAUCUGCUAGCAGGUCUUCCUCCCUGUUGAAAGCAAUUUCUUAAUACAGCUUAGGAAACAUUGCAGUAACAUAACUUACCAAUUUUUUUCUGUCUUCAUUGUUAUAAUUUAUAAGGUAUUCAUAGAUUUCACCUUCCAUUUGCUUACCAAUAGAGAUCAAGUGGUCAAUUUCUUUUUUGGUUACCUUACACAAUAUAAAAAGACAUACUUUGGAAGGAUGGUGUACAUUCCUACCAAAACUUACUUUUCAUGUAAUUGAGAAGAAUGUACUCAAAGACAUGACAGCUGCUUUUGAUUUUAAUUUUCAGUGGUUGAAUCUACAGGUAUUUAUUCUUUGAAAGAAUGCAGUAGAUGAAAUAGAAAGCUCUUACUAGGCUUUUCUGUGUGAAAUAGACAACAGGACAGGAUGCAAUAUAGAUCUAAAAAUAUUACAAGAUUUCUUUUUAAUUUUUUUUUAAGAUUUUCCUUUCUGCAAUAAUAAAAGCAACAGUAUAAUGCAUAUGCUUUUCAGGCUAUGAGUCUAAUUUUUUUAAUUUUUUUAUUUUUUAUCUUGCAGAGCUUGCUUUGGCUACUGUUCCUGUUAGUUGAAAAUUACAUGGGCACUGCUGAAAUCAGUAGGAAACUGGGGUAGUUUUUUGGCUGAUGUCUUAUUGUGGCUUUAAGCUACUGGUGUUUAAAAUAUUAUAGUGAUGUAUAUGUUUGUUUUACAGCUAUAAUCAAUCACCUAUUGCAAGUGUUCAGUAAAAGGUUAGCGAUAAUAUUAGUUACUUCACCCCAAACUUAGAAGAUAAAGGAGUAGUUGUCAUUGUAGCUUAGUUUAUUAUUAGAGAAUCACAGACAUUUCUCAGCAAAGAAAGAGGAAUCCAGGGAAUGAGUGCUGGAUAACUAUAAUUACACACUCCAAUCAUAUUAUUUGACAAAGUCUCAGUAUGAUUCUCUGUAAAGAUGAGGAUUUUUUUUUUAGUGUUUUGUGUACUGGAUGGUAUAAUAGUAGCAGAAAUAAAACUAGUAAAUUCUAUAGUGGUUAAAAUGGAGAUUCCUUUCUUCAAUUAAAAAAAGAAAAAACACCACAUUUUCCUUUUAGCAUUCUGUUGCUGUUUAGCCAUCAUCAUUUACAGUGUGUACAUACCAAGAUCUUUUUCUUUAACAAACUGCAUAAUUUUGUUUAGUUUAUUACUACAUUAGAUGAGACAAUUGAAGUUGUGUGGAGGGAAAUUUGAAAGUUUAUGAAUAUUUCCCAUGGACAGAAUUCUGUGUAAGCUUCAUACUGUAACUUACGUGUAACAUAAAAAUGAAAUGAAAUUUAAAAAAGGAGUGUAAAAAUGCUGUAAAAAAGCUGCUUGUAAAAUUUACAGAAGUUCAAGUUGUUGAGGGUUUCCAAUGAAUGCUAAAAGAGCUUCUAUUUUGUGCCCAGCAGGUAUAAGUAGCUUUAUAUAUUGUUGUCCCCACUGUAAAUCUAUUCAAAUCACAUUUACAUUUUAUGUGCAAAAUUAAAAAAAAAAAAAAAAAGAAAAAAAAAAAGCAUCACUUUUAAUCUACUGGUAGGGUUUAAUUAAUAAACAUCAGAUUAUCUGACGAUGUACUUCUGGGUUUUUUUUUGUUUUUUUGUUUUUUUGUUAAUGUAAUUUUCAAUAAUGUUUAGAAAAGACGUGGCACACUGCUUUCUGGUUGCAUGUAAAUCCUGGGAGAAAAAAGAAAAACAGUCCUUUGGCUACUGACACACAACGGUUGAUACAGCUCAUUUUCAGUUCCAGGACAACCAAAAAUUUGACAAAUUAAUUUACACCUAAUAUAUACAGAACCAUUUGUUGUUUGCUUUGGAGACAUCAUAGUUAGAAAAAUUCAGCAGUCCUUUUCAGGAUAUACAAAAAACCUUAUCUGUAGUUUACACAGCCUUACCAAACACAUUAAUUGUGCAAAUUUAGAAUAAGGCUGGCAUAUAAUACUUCCUAUUGUAAGCAGUGGACUUCAGUUUUUAUUAUACAAGUCUGCUAUAUUGUGUGUAUAUAGAAUUGGCAGCUGCACUUGAAAACUCAUUUUUUUCCUCUCAACAGUCCUUUCUGACAGAAUAUUGUAAUUGAAAUUUAUUGGCAAAGCAAUCCAUUCCUACAGUUUUGCUAUUUUCACAGGAAAAGAUAAAGACAGUAGAAUUAUAUUUUUUUCAGAGGCAGAAGAACAAAAGAAAGCAAAAAAAUUUAGCAAAUUAUUUCUAAAAAGAAAACAAACAAAAGAAAAAAAAAACACCUAAACAAAUGAACAAAAAACCAACAAAAACCCGAAGAACAACUGCUUAAGCAAGAUGAAUUGUAAAGAUGAAUCUGAUAAUAGGAAGUGUUAAAUGUCAUAUCCAGGAAAUUGUGUUAUGGUAUUGUAAAAUUCUGUCAUCAAGAUACAUAACACUUAAUUGUAAAUACAUACUGUAUCAGGAGUUAAAUGUUGCUUUCAUUUUUGCAUAUUAUAUCUAAUAUGUAAAAUUAUGCAUUGGAGGCAACAUUUUUUUUCUGUGGUCUGUUCAAGUGUCGUGUCAGUAUCCAGAGGAAUAAUGUUACUAUAGGCUCAUUAUACAUCUUGCCAUAUAUAUAAGUAAUUUAUCUAGUGCAUAGGCUGUAUAUUUUUGUGUAAUUUUUUUAGUCUCUUAACUUAUUUUAUCUUACUUGUGCGAAUUUGUGAAGAAAACGAUCCUAUAUACAAUAUACAGUAAAAUGGUAGUUACAUGAUUAGAUUUGUUUCAUACAGUGUAACAAUAAAGGAAAACCUUUGCCUUCAAAGUAAUGUGUCACACAGUCUAGCCUAGAUUUUUUUUUCCCAAGCUCAGUACAUGCUUGUUGCACUUCCAACUACUGCAUUGAGAAAAUAAGUGGUAGCAGCAGAAAGAAAGACAAUUUUUUGAUGUCAAAUAGCCAAGUGUAAAAAAAGGAGAUGAAUUGAAGUCAAACUGUUCAUUGUAAAAAUAAUUAAAAAAAAAAUAAUAAACAAAAGCCAGUUCUUUGUUUUGCUAAACUGUGCUGUGUAACUUAAUUCUAAAGGAAGAAUAUUUAGGCCCUGUCUGCUUGACCAAACAGAGGUUACAGAGCACCUGCUCUCUCAGGGCUAUGAGGCAGUCAAAUGCAGGUCAUUUAGCUAAUUAUCAUGGCAAUGAGCCCAUGCUAAUAGGACCUGAGGGCUUAAGAAUGUUAGUGUGAUAGCUUUGUUUAAGGAAAAGUUAGUUAUGUGGUUCUGAAUACAACCGGGUCUUCUUUUUUGUCUGGCAUAGGGAUGAAGGCUUUAGCCACUUUGUAUCAGGUGGUAUCAGGUAUUUAUGUACCCCGUGUAUGCAGAUAUGCGGGUUUUCAGUUUUUGUGGUGGCUUUUUUUUCCCCCUGGGAGAAGUGAUACAUUGCUCCGCUGUUUUCUGGGCAAGCUCUAAUCCAGUGAGGAACCACUUCAGCCUCAAAUUAUCAUUGUUGUGCCUGCUUCUAGCAUGGUUGAGUGAGAUAGUUGACUUAAAUAAUUAAGUCAUUAAUGGUUGAUUAGUGCAAGGUCGUUUGAUUCAAGCUUAUGAAGUUUGAGAAAGCUUGAUCAUUUACACUUGAUUUUGUUCUUAAUUCUAGCUCAAGUUUUGCUUUUGCAGCUUUGAAGCUACUCCUUAUUAAAUAAUCAUUUAUUAUAUGAUUACACUGCAGUUUACUACCAUUAUUUAAUUAGAUAAGUAAAAAGGGAGGGAUCGGUUUGUGCAGACACAGAGCAAAGUUGAAGGCAAAGAUUUUAUUUGGUAUAUGUAGGAAAUUGUGUAUAACAUGUUAUCCCUAGUGAAGAAAAGAGACUGACAGUUUCUUGUAAAUAUCUGGGUUUGUAUUUCUGGGAAAUGUCCCUGCUCUAUGGCAUACUACAGGAUCUGAGAGUGAGCAGUAUAUGUCUGUGUAUUGAAGCAGCCCUAACCAUGCUUUACAAAUCAUGCAGUUGGACACCAUAUAUCAUUGUCCAGCAGCUUUUAAAGUCCAGUAAAUUUAAAGUAAUUCUAUUUCAGGUUUAUGUACAGCAUGUUGUCUUGUUAAUUACAAUGUUUAUUAAUAAACUAGAUCCACAAAAGCA